AUGUCACAAGGUGAUCUCUUGAUAGUUCAAAGGUUUCUAAUUCGGAUUAAAUCGGAUGACAAUCGCCAUGUGACUUAUCGUUUCAAGAUUUUCAAGUUGCAGUUCAAUCCAAAUGAGGAGGCAGAGAGGGUUGAGGUGAAGAGUCUAGGUGGUGAUGCCCUAUUCUUAGGUGAUAACCAGUCCAUGGCUGUUUUGGCUUCUGAUUUUCCGGGAUGCCGACCAAAUUGCAUAUACUUUACCGAUCAUUAUUUGAUGGUUGCACAUCCUCCUCCGGUUUACGGCCGCUGUGACUUGGGCAUCUUCAAUGUUGAUGAUGGUAGCUUCCAAGGACUCUGCAAUUUAGAUUGUUCACAAAAGCAUUUGGUGCCUGCAAUUUGGAUUUUGCCAACUCCUUCCUUGCACUGA
This is a messenger RNA of Ilex paraguariensis (yerba mate), 405 nucleotides long. Lineage: Eukaryota; Viridiplantae; Streptophyta; Magnoliopsida; Aquifoliales; Aquifoliaceae. The record is from the annotation of a GenBank genome assembly.